CGAUCCCGGAGCUCAUCAUCCAUCGCUAGGAGGAGGAGGAGGAGGAGGAGGGAGUUGGUCGGGAGGAAGGGGGAGGAGCGAACGAGUUUGUUGGUUGGGGAUGGAGAGCCCGCGGAGCCCGGAGGCGGAGAUCGGGCACAGGGUGGAGGACCUGUGGGAGGUGGCGGAGCCGCAGCUGUCGCCGUCCGAGAAGCUCAACUCCUGCUUCGAGGACAUCGCCGUCGCCUCCUUCCCGCGCGCGCGCGCCUUCCAAGUAAUCGAGAUACCUUCAAAUGCUAGCCUUGCUGAUACUGUGGAAAUAUUGUCCAAAAACAAAAUUUUGAGUGCACCCAUAAGAAACGUUGAUGCUCCAGAAGAUGCUAGUUGGAUUGACAAAUACAUUGGUAUUGUGGAAUUUGCAGGCAUUGCUAUUUGGCUGCUCUGCCAGUCUGAGGCUGCAGCUAAUGGCACGAACGGAUCUGCAGCAGGGUCACCGGUAGCCAAUCUAGUAUCUAGGCUGGGCUCUUUUACAUUCAGGAGAACAUCAUCUGGCAGGGUAGAAACCACCACUGAUCCAGAAUCAGAUGAAACCACGGCAGUUGGUGGAAGCUUUUUUGAAACCCUCACUUCCUCCGAAUUCUAUAAGAACACAAAGGUUGGCGAUAUCUCAGGAAGCUUCCGAUGGGCACCAUUUCUGGCAUUGCAGACCUCCGACACAUUUCUCACCAUGUUGCUGCUUCUGUCCAAGUACAGGAUGAAGAGCCUCCCAGUAGUAGACAUGGGGGGAGAUAAGAUUGAGAACAUCAUUACACAAUCUUCCGUUGUGCACAUGCUUGCAGAGUGUGUUGGACUUCCUUGGUUUGAGAGCUGGGGAACUAAGAAACUCUCAGAGCUUGGGCUUCCUCUUAUGAAGCCACAGAAACUUGUUAAGGUAAAUGAAGACCAACCUGUGUUAAAAGCCUUCCAACUGAUGAGGGAAAAAGGUGUUGGUGGCCUCCCGGUUAUGGACACAAGUGGCACAAAAGCAAUCGGUAAUAUCAGCAUCAGAGAUGUCCAAUAUCUUCUAACUGCCCCCAACAUAUACAAAGAUUACAGGACAAUCACGGCCAAGGAUUUCCUUACCGCGGUCCGGCAACAUCUCCACGAGCAACACGAGGCCUCACCCUUACUGGGCUCUGUCAUCACAUGCAAAAGGGACGACGCGAUCAAGGACAUCAUACUGAAGCUGGACUCAGAGAAGAUCCACAGGAUCUAUGUGGUGGAUGACAAGGGGAGCACCGAGGGAGUCAUCACACUGAGGGACAUAAUCUCCAAGCUGGUGCACGAGCCACGCCAUUACUUUGGGGAUUUCUUUGAUGGUGUUGUUCCCCUGCCUCCAAACAGCACUGUAUGACGCAUCUGUACUCUUCUUUGUAUAAAUGUACUUUAUGUGAUGUCUCCCUUUCCAUCUUAUGGACCUAAUGGAUGGCGAUGGUGUACAGUUUGUUUGCCCCUGUAGUUCUUUUCUCAUAACGAACAACUAAUGGACUAAUGGAUGGCAACGGUGUACAUUGAAUAACUUGAAGAGAAUAUGAGCUCCCUGCUGUGUGUUUUUACCAUUUUCUGACCAGAAUUUGGUCUCUUCCUUCUAGUGGACAAUUGCUCC
Oryza brachyantha (malo sina) is the source of this 1624-nucleotide messenger RNA. Its product is annotated as SNF1-related protein kinase regulatory subunit gamma-1. The transcript is spliced from 6 exons. The coding region runs from base 101 to 1372 and encodes 423 amino acids. NCBI's taxonomy places the organism in Eukaryota, Viridiplantae, Streptophyta, Magnoliopsida, Poales, Poaceae. The record is from RefSeq and is a predicted model, not a curated record.